Molecule: messenger RNA, 1033 nt
Organism: Radiomyces spectabilis
Lineage: Eukaryota; Fungi; Mucoromycota; Mucoromycetes; Mucorales; Radiomycetaceae
Product: ubiquitin-related domain-containing protein
Exons: 1
Coding region: 222-740 (172 amino acids)
Biological process (GO): protein ubiquitination; modification-dependent protein catabolic process
Cellular component (GO): cytoplasm; nucleus
Molecular function (GO): ubiquitin protein ligase binding; zinc ion binding; protein tag activity
Source: RefSeq, a predicted model, not a curated record
UUUUUGUCAAGACCCUUACUGGCAAGACCAUCACUCUUGAAGUGGAAUCGUCCGACUCCAUCGACAAUGUCAAGCAAAAGAUUCAAGAUAAGGAAGGAAUUCCACCGGAUCAGCAACGUCUGAUCUUUGCUGGCAAGCAGUUGGAAGACGGACGAACGCUGUCAGAUUACAAUAUCCAAAAAGAAUCAACGCUUCAUUUGGUGCUCCGUUUGCGUGGUGGUAUGCAGAUUUUUGUCAAGACACUGACGGGCAAGACCAUCACACUGGAAGUGGAGUCAUCGGAUUCUAUCGAUAACGUCAAGCAAAAGAUUCAAGAUAAAGAAGGUAUCCCACCGGAUCAGCAACGAUUGAUCUUCGCAGGCAAGCAGCUGGAAGAUGGCCGUACGUUGUCGGAUUACAAUAUUCAAAAGGAGUCAACGCUGCAUUUGGUGCUGCGCUUGCGUGGCGGAGCUGUUGAGUCAUCCCUUGCAUCAUCGUCCUCCUCGUCUUCGUCAGCGACCGGUGACGUGUCAGGUUCAUCCAGUAGCGGUACCAAGAAGAAGCGGUGUGCAUUUGGAAGCUGUCACGAUAAGUCGGUGAAUAUUAUUGGGGAUUGUCGGUAUUGCCAAUCCAGGUUCUGUGCUCGUCAUCGACUGCCGGAGGCGCAUGCGUGUGUCAAUCUAACGAGUUGCAAACAAAUGGCCCACGAACGAAAUAGCAUGAAGCUGCUGAGCGAGCGGUGUGUCGCAAGCAAAGUAUGAUGUGUACAACAUUUUACUAUUUUAGACUUUAUUGAUCUCUUUAUCCCUCCCUUUCCACUUUUUUCUUUCCAUUCAUUAUUGAAAGAUAAAAUAUAUCUUGUAUUUUUGUAAUCUUGCUCUUAUUCUCGCUCUCCCCUUAAGCCCAUUAAAAAAAAAAAAGAAAACCCCUCUUUCAAUAUGUCUUUUUUUUUUCAUUAUUAUUCCUAUCCUUUCUCCUCGAUGAGCUUUUUUCCUUCUUAUUUGAACAUUCUGCAUAAAUCAUGGAUUAAAGACUUUUUAUUAUGGAAAAAAAA